Molecule: messenger RNA, 1290 nt
Organism: Malania oleifera
Lineage: Eukaryota; Viridiplantae; Streptophyta; Magnoliopsida; Santalales; Ximeniaceae
Product: lysine histidine transporter-like 5
Exons: 7
Coding region: 88-1290 (400 amino acids)
Cellular component (GO): plasma membrane
Source: RefSeq, a predicted model, not a curated record
GAGGUAGCAGACUUGAACGCUUGGCUUCCAAUAACAGCAUCUCGUAAAGCAAAAUGGUGGUAUUCAGCGUUCCACAACGUCACGGCCAUGGUGGGUGCAGGAGUUCUAGGCUUACCUUUUGCAUUGUCUCAACUGGGCUGGAUUCCCGGAGUGAGCGCACUCGUUGUGUCUUGGUUAAUCACAUUCUAUUCGCUGUGGCAAUUGGUGGAAUUGCAUGAAGUAGUGCCGGGGAAGCGAUUCGAUCGAUAUCCAGAGCUCGGGGAGCAUGCAUUUGGUUCGGAUCUGGGUUAUUGGAUCGUCAUGCCACAGCAAAUGCUUGUUCAGAUUGCAUCAGACAUAGUGUACAUGGUUACUGGUGGGAAGUCGCUGAUGAAGUUCUUUGAUUUGGUUCUUCCCAACGUAGUUAGCGGUUUUCGACAAACUUAUUUCAUCAUUGUGUUCAUGUGCGUGCAUUUGGUACUCUCCCAAACUCCAAAUUUUAAUUCCUUGAAAGGAGUUUCCCUGCUGGCUGCAGUCAUGUCUUUUAGUUAUUCAACGGUGGCCUUUGUUACAUCCACCAUUAGGGGUAGCCAUCAGCGUCAUGUUGAAUAUGGAGUUCGAUCACACACGACAGCAGGCAAAGUAUUCAAUAUUCUGAAUGCUAUUGGGACCAUCGCAUUUGCCUUUGCAGGUCACAGUGUGGCUCUUGAGAUUCAAGCCACAAUACCUUCCUCUCCUGAGAAGCCAUCUAAGAGGCCUAUGUGGAGAGGCGUUGUGGUUGCAUACAGCAUUGUUGCCUUCUGUUACCUCUCUGUGGCAAUUUCAGGCUUCUGGGCUUUUGGGAACCUUGUGGAUGAUGAUGUUCUCAUUUCAUUGGAGAGGCCGCGUUGGCUCAUCGCUGCUGCAAAUUUGAUGGUGUUCAUUCACGUUGUAGGAAGUUAUCAAGUUUUCGCAAUGCCCGUGUUCGAUAAAAUAGAGUCAUGCCUCGUGCAAAAGCUACAUUUUACUCCGGGACGAUGUCUUCGCCUUGUUGCACGAAGCACAUAUGUUAUCUUAACAGGAUUUAUCGGGAUUUGCAUCCCAUUUUUUGGAGGACUAUUAGGAUUUUUUGGAGGGCUAGUAUUUGCAUCAACUUCAUAUAUUCUCCCUUGUAUGAUAUGGCUUAUCGUCCAUCGCCCUAAAAAGUGGAGUCGUCAUUGGAUUUUAUCUUGGAUUUCAAUGAUUAUCGGCAUUAUGAUAGCAGUUCUGGCACCUAUUGGAGGAGCACGACAAAUUAUUAUUUCAGCCAAAACCUACAAAAUGUUUUCCUAG